AUGGACAGGGUGGAAAGGGCUGGGCAGGAAGGAGGGUUUCCCGACUGCGCUGUGCCUGUGAAUUUGCAUGCCGUCCUGCGGCUCAACCAAGGGAGUGAACAGCCCAACGGGGACGUAGUCCAGGCGAGACCAGUUCUAAGGACUCACACUGGGGAGAAACCCUAUACAUGCCUGGAGUGUGGACAGACCUUCGCUCGUAGUUCAGGCCUACGUUUACAUCAAAGGACUCACACUGGGGAGAAACCCUUUGAAUGUCUGGAGUGUGGACAGAGCUUCACUCAUAGUUCAGGACUACGUCAACAUCAAAGGACUCACACUGGGGAAAAACCCUAUAAAUGCCUGGAGUGUGGACAGACCUUCGCUCGUAGUUCAGGCCUACGUUUACAUCAAAGGACUCACACUGGGGAGAAACCCUUUGAAUGUCUGGAGUGUGGACAGAGCUUCGCUCGUAGUUCACGCCUACGUUUACAUCAAAGGACUCACACUGGGGAGAAACCCUUUGAAUGUCUGGAGUGUGGACAGAGCUUCACUCAGAGUUCAGGACUACGUCAACAUCAAAGGACUCACACUGGGGAGAAACCCUUUGAAUGUCUGGAGUGUGGACAGAGCUUCACUCAUAGUUCACGUCUACGUUCACAUCAAAGAACUCACACUGGGGAGAAACCCUAUACAUGCCUGGAGUGUGGACAGACCUUCGCUCGUAGUUCAGGCCUACGUUUACAUCAAAGGACUCACACUGGGGAGAAACCCUUUGAAUGUCUGGAGUGUGGACAGAGCUUCACUCAUAGUUCAGGACUACGUCAACAUCAAAGGACUCACACUGGGGAAAAACCCUAUAAAUGCCUGGAGUGUGGACAGAGCUUCGCUCGUAGUUCAGGCCUACGUAGACAUCAAAGGACUCACACUGGGGAGAAACCCUUUGAAUGUCUGGAGUGUGGACAGAGCUUCACUCAGAGUUCAGGACUACGUCAACAUCAAAGGACUCACACUGGGGAGAAACCCUUUGAAUGUCUGGAGUGUGGACAGACCUUCGCUCGUAGUUCAGGCCUACGUUUACAUCAAAGGACUCACACUGGGGAGAAACCCUUUGAAUGUCUGGAGUGUGGACAGAGCUUCACUCAUAGUUCAGGACUACGUCAACAUCAAAGGACUCACACUGGGGAGAAACCCUAUACAUGUCUGGAGUGUGGACAGACCUUUACUCGUAGUUCAGGCCUACGUUCACAUCAAAACUCUCACACUGGGGAGAAACCCUAUACAUGUCUGGAGUGUGGACAGACCUUCACUCACAGUUCAGGCCUACGUUCACAUCAAAACUCUCACACUGGGGAGAAACCCUAUACAUGUAUGGAGUGUGGACAGACCUUCACUCACAGUUCAGGCCUACGUUCGCAUCAAAGAACUCACACUGGGGAGAAACCCUAUAAAUGCCUGGAGUGUGGACAGAGCUUCACUCAUAGUUCAGGACUACGUCAACAUCAAAGGACUCACACUGGGGAGAAACCCUUUGAAUGUCUGGAGUGUGGACAGACCUUCGCUCGUAGUUCAGGCCUACGUUCACAUCAAAGGACUCACACUGGGGAGAAACCCUUUGAAUGUCUGGAGUGUGGACAGACCUUCGCUCGUAGUUCAGGCCUACGUUCACAUCAAAGGACUCACACUGGGGAGAAACCCUUUGAAUGUCUGGAGUGUGGACAGACCUUCGCUCGUAGUUCAGGACUACGUCAACAUCAAAGGACUCACACUGGGGAGAAACCCUAUACAUGCCCAGAGUGAGGAAAGAGUUUCACUCAAAGUUCAGGCCUACGUUCACAUCAAAGGACUCACACUGGGGAGAAACCCUAUAAAUGCCUGGAGUGCAGACAGAGCUUCACUCAUAGUUCACAUCUACGUUCACAUCAGUGGACUCACACUGGAGAGA
This is a messenger RNA of Anolis carolinensis (green anole), 1921 nucleotides long. RefSeq names its product zinc finger protein 658B-like. The coding region runs from base 1 to 1776 and encodes 591 amino acids. The transcript is spliced from 2 exons. The record is from RefSeq and is a predicted model, not a curated record. NCBI's taxonomy places the organism in Eukaryota, Metazoa, Chordata, Lepidosauria, Squamata, Anolidae.